Molecule: messenger RNA, 4264 nt
Organism: Paramisgurnus dabryanus
Lineage: Eukaryota; Metazoa; Chordata; Actinopteri; Cypriniformes; Cobitidae
Gene: gtf2ird1
Product: GTF2I repeat domain containing 1
Cellular component (GO): nucleus
Molecular function (GO): DNA-binding transcription factor activity
Source: RefSeq, a predicted model, not a curated record
UCUAGUUAAGAGUCACAAUGUCAAAAGAGUUAGUUGUACACAUGUGUCAUACGAGUGUCGGCGAGUUUUUCCAGCGCUUCUGUAAUCCUGUAUGUAAAUGACAGCCAAUAGAUGCUGUUGUUGAGUCGGGCUGGGAUUAGCGGAGGCGAAUGACUUUCAAUUUUACUGGAUUACAGAACAAAGAAGGGGAAAGGGACACAGUCCUCUGUCAAAGAAAACAGAAAGAAAACCGGGUCAAAAUUCACCAAAUAAAUCAGGUCGAUGUAUUUUCGACAGACAGAGACGCGCGUCGGAGAUUAUGCGAUUUAACAAAGUCACGAUCGCGUUUCUUUAGAUGGGAAUUCAGCCCUCACCGUUGGAUUAAACGGAGAAUAAACCUAUUCCGGGAUUGACAGCAUAAGGUAAUUAAAACGGGCAAAUUGGAGAAUGGCACAGAUUCGGAAGCUGGGCUGUGAUGGGAUGAGGACCAACUCUCGGUCGGAGCUCAAAGUUUCUCAUGUGUCAGCCAGACAAGAGAUCCUCACCAGCCUUGUGUCAGCUCUGGACUCUGUGUGCUCCGCCAUGUCCAAACUAAACGCAGAGGUGGCCUGUGUCACCGUGCAUGAAGACAGCGUGAUCGCAGUAGGAACAGAGAAGGGAAGAAUCUUCCUUAACUCCAGAAAGGAGAUACAGACGGACUUCCACAAGUUCUGCAAAGCGUCUUGUCUUCAAGCAUUAACUUCAGCAAACUCCCACGCUAAAGCUCCUGAUGUGGACUGCAGUAGGACAGGCAAAGACUGCAGCCAGCAGGCCAGACCGAGAAACUUAACAGACUCUCACUCCAACAUCUUCGUCUUGAGGAAGAUGGUGGAGGAGGUUUUCAGCGUGCUAUACAGUGAGGCUGUUGGGAAGAGCAGCCUGGUCCCUGUGCCUUAUGACUGGAUUCUUAAGGAUCCCAGCUCGGUGGUUGCCUACGGUCUUCCUGACGGUGUAACUUUGAGAAAGCCUUCGGAAUACGACACCAAGACUUUAAUGAAGAUCUUGGAACAAAGUAACCGAAUUCGCUUUAUAGUAAAAAGAACACCAGAGGAACCCUCACGGGAUGCCAAAUCCUGUCCGGAAGUCAACCAUCACUCUUCGACCUCAAAAAGCUUAAGCAACCACGCCACUGUUAAAACCUCCAUCCAGGAAGUGUCUGCUAGCAACUCAAUGCUCUCCAGCUUCCUGUACGGCAUGCCCAUGUCCUCCCAACCCCACCCAGACAGCAAGAUGGACCUAAAGCCCACAUCACUGCACAGCGUAGGUAAAGAGAGGCUGGGCAUGUGGGCACCCGCUGAUGAGAAAGUCGUGCAGGCCAAGGAAUGUGCUGACAAUGGCGAGCGAAUAGGGCUGGCAGGAGAUAUCGCCCAGAACCCUCCCAGCAUCCACGUCUCCAAGCGCCUUCUGUUCUCUAUAGUGCAUGAAAAAUCAGAAAAAUACGACUCAUUUAUCAGGGAGACAGAGGACAUCAACACACUUCGCGAAUGUGUUCAGAUCCUCUUCAACAGCAGAUAUGCUGAAGCAUUAGGCUUGGAUCACAUGGUUCCUGUGCCAUACCGAAAAAUCGCCUGUGAUCCCGAGGCGGUAGAAAUCAUUGGAAUUCCAGACAAGAUUCCCUUCAAAAGACCAUGCACUUACGGAGUGCCUAAACUCAAACGGAUCCUGGAGGAAAGGCACGGGAUCCGCUUUGUUGUUAAAAGAAUGUUUGACGAACGCAUUUUUACGGCUGCUGGUAAAGUAAAAGAGGACGGGCUCACCCCUGAGGACUGUUUUCCAGAUGGGCUCAGGGUACCAAGCUCCUCACUAGAGCUGAUCAGCAACACUCACAGUAGCAGAUCGACUAGCUCUUGUGUCAGCCCUUUGGCUGAAUGUGAAGCUGGGCCAUCUGGGGACUGUCUAACCAUGAAAAAGAUCAAAACAGAACCCCCCGAUGGUGAAAUCAUCCAGGUGACGGUGCCAGAGUCAAAUGCUUCUACAGAGGAGCCGAGCGAGCCUCAAGCUGAACGGGUGACCCCCGACCUCUGUCAUCAAUUGGAGCCUGCAGCAGAAGAUUUAGCGCCUAAAUCUACACCGCAAGGGCUCAAAAGAGCUGUUGAAGAAGACAUCGGAGAGAUGAUCCUUCAGCUGAGAAAGCAGGUGGAGAGCCUGUUCAACUCCAAGUACAGUGAGGCUGUUGGUCUGCCCGAGCCGGCAAAAGUGCCAUACUCAAAGUUCCAGAUGUAUCCGGAUGACCUGUACAUCACAGGGUUGCCAGAGGGAAUGACUUUUCGAAGACCAAACUGUUUCGGGGCAGCAAAACUGCGCAAGAUUCUUGCCGCCAGCACUCAGAUCAAGUUUGUUAUAAAGAAGCCAGAAUUGUUGACAGAACAGGUUAAACAUGAGGGUCUCUCUAAAUCAACCUCUGAUUCAGCAGAUACUGAAUCCAAAGACCAAUCUGAUGACCCUGGCCCAGCCUCCAAGAGACCAGGAUUCUCCGACAGUUUAGAGGCCAAGCUCUCCCGUAUCGACUUGGCGAACACACUGCGAGAGCAAGUCCAAGACCUGUUCAACAGGAAGUACGGCGAGGCACUGGGCAUUAAGUAUCCUGUGCAAGUGCCUUACAAGAGGAUCAAGAGUAACCCCGGCUCAGUGAUUAUUGAGGGCCUGCCCCCUGGCAUCCCCUUCAGAAAGCCCUGCACCUUCGGCUCACAGAAUCUCGAGAGGAUAUUAGCCGUGGCAGACAAGAUUUCUUUCAGCAUUACAAGGCCUUUCCAAGGACUCAUUCCAAAGCCAGCACCUCGAAGAAUAACCAUAUUGAAGAAAGGUUACACACCAAUAAAUGAAGAAGAUGAGGCCAAUCGAAUGGGAGAGAAAGUUAUAUUAAGGGAACAAGUCAAAGAGCUCUUCAAUAAGAAAUACGGUGAAGCUUUGGGUCUGGACCGCUCAGUCCUCGUUCCGUAUAAAUUAAUCCGUGCUAAUCCCGGCUCAGUGGAAGUGUCUGGACUUCCAGAUGAUAUUCCCUUCAGGAAUCCAAAUACUUUCGACAUAAUUCGGUUGGAAAAAAUUUUGCAAGCCCAAGAUGAAAUCACCUUCAAUAUCAAAACCCCAUUACAACCUUUUACAGAAUUGUGUACCCAGUCUUGUAACACAGAAGCUACGGAAGCAUCCACCAAUCGACGCAAACGUAAACGAGUACUUGAUAGCAGUCGAGCGUCAGUGCCCACCGGAACAGACUCGGCACUAUCAACCAAUCAGAUUCCUGUCAUGCAGUGGCCUAUGUACAUGGUGGACUACAGCGGAGUGAAUGUUCAAGUUCCCAGCAAAGUCAAAUACUAAAGAACUGUCUGAUGAGGACCUGCAACAUUAAAGGACCUUUUUUAAACUUGACAAUACUGAAUGCUAAAUUCAGCUUUCUCCAGUGUUGCGAUCCAGCAGCGACCCGCACGUUAAGACACGUGCGUGACGGCAGAUCUGUAGUGUGAACUGUAGGAUGCAGUCGUUUCCGAAUGAAGUGCUAAAGAUGGAGAAAAAUCCCAGCAUUAAAUCAGAUACUCUGCCAGUGCUUUAUUUCUCAAAGAGGAGUGUUUCUUGUAAAAGGAGUGGCCGUUAUUAUUAUCGCAUACAAGAUAAAGUAUAUUGCAUUGCCUCCAGGACUUGUUAUAGGAGGUCCCGGACACAAUCAUGGUUAAACAACCAUCUCAUAAAGAAUGGGAUUUGUCUUGUCCCAAAUAUGACUAAUCAUUCUUGGGAUACACAGCCUUGUUUGGUGCCAAGAGCUCGUGCUGCAUAUAGUACGACUCGUGUAGUUAACCGAAUCUGACGCCUUGCAAAUGUUUGUAUUGUUAUUUAUUUAUUUAUUGAAAUAAAAACUUGUAUAUGCAGGGAAUGUAAACUACCACGUAUUCAGUAUACGGCGGAAAAUACUGAAUGACAAGACUAACGACGCUUAAAACAACUAGCUAUUGUAUGUAUUCCGAGAGAAACCUUCGCUUUAGGUUUCAGUAUCUCGAGUUGGAGUGUCCUAACACGAUAGCACUAACUUAAAUUCAAUUGAGAGACUUUUUGUAUUAUUUUAGCUUUGUAAGUUCAUCUUAAGUUCAUUAAACUUAACGGCAAGGUGAGGUGAGGAGAAACCAUCAUGAAUGUAUUGUUCGUCUGAGAAAGAAUGCUAUAAUGUUACUCUGUAAUGACUGUCUCUGGAAUCGCCAGUAUUUAUAUGCUGUACCUUAAUGCCAUUUAGGCCUUUCAAAUAAAAUGUGCUGCCUUG